AUGGAUUUCGUGACGCAUAUGCCGAAGUCAAAGCGAGGAAAUACUUUUUCCUCUUGUUCCAGACAUGUCUUCAGGACUCGUGAUGUGCAAACCAAUGUCAUCCACGACAGCCCAGGACGUAGCAGAGAACAUGUGCUCAGGAUGUUCGGCGCUUCAAAAAUGAUCCGCCACGAUCAAGACCCGAGGUUCACGAGUGAGGUUUUCACACGAUUCAGGGAACUUCUAGGUAGUCGUCAAAGGUCCACUCUGAGCUACCGACCCGAUGCCAAUGGGCAACAAGAACGUUCAGUUCAGACUGUCAUUCAGAGUGUGCGGGCGUAUGUCCCUGAAGCAGACCAGUCAGAUGACCACGCCGAGCGACUGAUGUUCGCCCUGAACGCAUCCUUUGAUGCAACUCGUCUGGAUACGUCAUUCUAUCAGGCCCAUGGUUGCGAUGCCCAGGGCACUGUAUCCUCCACGUUGGGACCUAAGCCCUCCAGCCUGCAAGAAUGGAUCGCCUCCAUUAGCGACUACAGCUAUGCACGAGCCUGUGCUAAGGUCCUCCUGAAGGAAACAAAGCGCAUGAGAUCGGAAGCUCAGACCUAG
Messenger RNA from Phytophthora megakarya, 585 nucleotides. Lineage: Eukaryota; Oomycota; Peronosporomycetes; Peronosporales; Peronosporaceae. The record is from the annotation of a GenBank genome assembly.